AUGGGCUCAAAGACAGCUCUACGACGCAUUCAGUUAAUUCCUGAGCUUCAAAAGAAGUAUAAUAUCUUUACACACAUUGAUAAUUCAGCAGCUGAGAAAGUUUUACCAGAUGAUAGUGCUAACUCCAAUGCGCCGCUAUCGCACCUAGUUGCCGGUAUUAAGGACAAUAUUGUCACUAAGGAUAUGCCUACUACAUGUGGGUCAAAGAUUUUACUUGAUUAUAUGUCUCCAUUUGACGCUACUUGUGUCAAACUGCUUCGAGAUGCUGGUGCCUUACUAGUCGGUAAGACAAAUUUAGAUGAAUUUGGUAUGGGAUCAACAGGAAUUCAUUCCUACUUUGGUCCUGUUAGGAAUCCACUUUUCCCAAAUGAAAAUGCAGUUGCUGGUGGAUCUUCUUCUGGUUCAGCUGCAGCAGUAGCUGCUGGUGCUACUGAUUUUGCUCUAGGUACCGAUACUGGUGGUUCAGUGAGACUACCAGCAGCGUAUACAUCUACACUGGGUUUCAAACCCUCCUAUGGAAGAAUUUCGAGGUUUGGUGUCAUUGCAUAUGCUCAGUCUUUAGAUACAGUAGGGAUUCUAGCUAAAGACCUUUCAGUGUUGAGAAAAGUGUUUGGAGUCUUGGAUAAAUACGACGAAAGGGAUCCCACUUCAUUGAGCAAUAAGCUAAGGGAUGCUAUUUCUGACCGUCGUGUUAAAAGAAGUACUUAUAGAAUUGGAAUUCCCAAAGAAUUUGUGCAGGGUUCGAUGGCAAAGGAACUAAUGGAACCACUCUCCAAUUUCCUUGAAAAAUUGAUGAAACAAGGACACGAACUGUACCCAGUUUCUAUGCCAUCAAUGAAAUUUGCACUACCGGUUUAUUUCACGAUAUCACCUGCAGAGGCUGCUUCUAACUUAGCUCGUUUUGAUGGUAUUAGAUAUGGUACAAGAAGUGAAAAGGGUGAUUUAGAAGAUGGGACACUCUUUUCUCCUACAAGGGAUGCAUUUGGACAGGUAGUCAAAGAUAGAAUGGUCUUGGGAAAUUACAAUUUAUGUUCAGAAGCAUUUAAGGAUAGUUAUAUUAGAGCGCAACGCCUAAGAGUGAAGACGAUUGAUGAGUUCGAUAGUAUAUUUAGAUUCCCAAAUUUACUAACGGGUUCAAAAGGCAACGACGCUGGUUUGGAUCUCAUCUUAGGUCUAACUAAUGAUGGUCCACCACAAUCAAUUGAUCACUACCAUGAGGAAAAAGUAAGUUCUCCUAUCAAUGAAUACAAAAAUGAUAUUUUUGUUACCCCAAUGUCGCUGGCAGGAUUACCAGUAAUUUCUUUUCCAUUGAAGAGGGAUGCACCUCUGGGAGUUCAAUUUGCUGGCCAAUACGGUGAUGAUUCAACCGUCUUGGAUGCUUGUUCACUUCUUGUAGAUAACGAUAAUUGA
Zygosaccharomyces rouxii is the source of this 1410-nucleotide messenger RNA. It is a transcript of the gene HER2, whose product is annotated as glutamyl-tRNA(Gln) amidotransferase subunit HER2. The transcript has a single exon. Gene Ontology annotation, cellular component: glutamyl-tRNA(Gln) amidotransferase complex; mitochondrion. Gene Ontology annotation, molecular function: glutaminyl-tRNA synthase (glutamine-hydrolyzing) activity. NCBI's taxonomy places the organism in Eukaryota, Fungi, Ascomycota, Saccharomycetes, Saccharomycetales, Saccharomycetaceae. Gene Ontology annotation, biological process: mitochondrial translation; glutaminyl-tRNAGln biosynthesis via transamidation. The coding region runs from base 1 to 1410 and encodes 469 amino acids. The record is from RefSeq and is a predicted model, not a curated record.